Messenger RNA from Vicia faba (fava bean), 1419 nucleotides. NCBI's taxonomy places the organism in Eukaryota, Viridiplantae, Streptophyta, Magnoliopsida, Fabales, Fabaceae. The record is from the annotation of a GenBank genome assembly.
AUGUUUGGAGGUCCUGUUGUUCCUGCUAACAGUCCUCACUUACGCAAGUCUGGGAGUAGAGCUGUUGUCUAUGAUUUUGAUGAAUAUGAGGGGGAGGGUGGGGCUGAUGAAAGUUUAUUGCAUUCUGGUGAGGUGAAUGAUUCGAGGGGUGGUACAACGCCGAUGAGUGCUACUGCUAUGAUGCCCUCGCCUAUUUUGUUGUGGAGAUUCAAGGUACUAUUGUUCCUUAUUUGGGGCUGCAUUUGUUGCAAGAUUGGAUGGGAUUCUGUAAUGAGAAUGAGUGCAGACAAGCGGGAUUUAUUCAUAUAUGAAGCAUUUUUGUAUUUUAAUCCUCUUCUUCUCGCGACUUUGAUGGUUUGGCUUUGGGGAACCAACUUAUGGUUUUUUGCUCAGGGUGGAGUUAAUUAUUCAAAAAUAUUUGAUCUUGAUCAAAAUCAUCUGACACACACAGAAAUAUGGAAGUGUGCCAUGUGGAUGACAGUUAUUGUUCCAACCAGUAUGACAGCAUAUAUUUAUCUUUAUUCUCGUGGAGAAGUCGCAUAUGCUGCAUCACAACCAGUGCUCUUGUAUGCUGCUAUUGUAAUGGUUUUGAUAUUCCCCUUCGAUAUCUUCUAUUUUUCGUCUAGAUAUUUCUUCUUAAGGACACUCUGGCGAAUAGUUUUCCCACUACAGGCAAUAUCAUUCGCUGAUUUUUUCUUGGCUGAUAUCUUAACUUCCAUGGUAAAGGUCUUUUCUGAUUUGGAGCGUUCAGUAUGUAGGAUGGUCCACCGGCAGGUUGCAACAAUUGCUUGGUUGGAAGCUGAUUCUAUUUGUGGCAGUCAUUCUGUUGCAAUUCCUUUAGUUCUUGUUUUGCCUUACGUUUUUCGCUUAAACCAAUGUCUCCGGCAGUACAAAGAUACUGGAGAAAAAACUGCACUUCUGAAUGCAUUAAAAUACUCAACAGCAGUGCCAGUUAUUUUUCUUUCUGCUCUUAAAUAUCAUGUUUUGCCCGAGCAGUGGACAAACAUCUAUAGGCCUCUUUGGCUUCUGUCAAGUGUUGUGAACUCAUCAUACUCUUUCUAUUGGGAUGUGACUCGAGAUUGGGACCUGAGUGGCUUCACUCGAAUAUUCAAGUUCAGCAAACCACACAUGUUCUCAUAUAUGCUGUAUGGACGGAGAUGGGUUUACGUUUGGGUGAUUGCAAGCAAUUUGAUUUUGCGUUGCACAUGGACAUACAAGCUUUCUGCUCAUCUUCGUCACAAUUACCUCACGGUGUUCACAAUCGCUGCUUUGGAGAUUUUCCGCCGCUUCCAGUGGAUCUUUUUCCGUGUCGAAAAUGAGUGGAACAAGAUGAAUAACAAAUCACACAUGCAGGUCUCUAUGAGUGAAAUGUCAAACGAGGAAGAGAAAUUACUUCAUUCCAUGAAUCACAAUGUAUAG